ACCCGGUCUCCACGCAGCCCAACUCUUCUCCACAUCAAACACGUUUCUUCUCAACUCAUUCAUCUAAACGCCACAGACUGCAGCAGCCGUCUACUUCAGGACAGGAUGCCUUUCGGAGGAGGAAACAAGUGCGGCUGCUGCCAGAAAACCGUCUACUUUGCAGAGGAAGUGCAGUGCGAGGGGAAGAGCUGGCACAAAUCCUGUUUUCUGUGCAUGGUCUGUAAGAAGAACUUGGACAGCACCACUGUGGCCGUGCACGGAAACGAAAUUUACUGCAAAUCGUGCUAUGGCAAGAAAUAUGGUCCAAAAGGCUACGGUUUUGGAGGUGGAGCUGGAACGCUGAGCAUGGACACAGGAGAAGGACUUGGAAUAAAGCCUGAAGUACAAGCUCCUCAUCGACCCACAAACAACAGCAACUCCUCCAAGUUUGCUCAGAAAGCCGCGGGAUCUGACGUGUGUCCUCGAUGUGGGAAAACUGUGUACGCAGCGGAGAAGGUUAUCGGGGGAGGCAACUCGUGGCACAAAGGCUGCUUUCGUUGUGCCAAGUGUGGUAAAGGCCUGGAGUCUACGACCCUCGCUGACAGGGACGGAGAGAUCUUCUGCAAAGUCUUUGAAAUUGUUUUUACAGGUUGCUACGCAAAGAACUUUGGACCCAAGGGUUUUGGCUUUGGUCAGGGUGCAGGAGCUCUGGCUCACUCCCAGUGAAGCCCGAGGCCUGAACCAGUGUAGAACCGACAUUUGGAGCCUCGGAUAUCGCGGCUUCCAGAGUCUAAUCGUUCAUAUCUGACCUUCUUCCAAUAGCUAAARGCGACAAAUGGUGCACACAACAUGCAGCGUUUUUGUACAUGUUAGCUUGGCAGGCGUGGUGCACAUAUGCUCAGGCUUUAAAAUACACGUGACUGUUUGGUGAGCAUUUUCUGUGCUUCACCUGUUCCACAGGUGAGAAUUUUGAUUAUUAUCUAGAAAACAUUUCAACAUCAAUGUGUUUAAAAAUGAAUUAAAGCUGUGAAAAUCAGCUAAAAUCACAUUUAAAAAACAGUAAAAUUGCCCGUGUUGCCUCACUCAUCACUGUCCAAAAAUAUGCUUUUUAUUCUUUGUUGGCACAAAAUAAAUGUUGUUAAAAAGCACA
Austrofundulus limnaeus is the source of this 1129-nucleotide messenger RNA. RefSeq names its product cysteine and glycine-rich protein 1b (gene csrp1b). Gene Ontology annotation, molecular function: actinin binding; structural constituent of muscle. The record is from RefSeq and is a predicted model, not a curated record. The coding region runs from base 106 to 705 and encodes 199 amino acids. Lineage: Eukaryota; Metazoa; Chordata; Actinopteri; Cyprinodontiformes; Rivulidae. Gene Ontology annotation, biological process: sarcomere organization; muscle tissue development. The transcript is spliced from 6 exons. Gene Ontology annotation, cellular component: cytoplasm; Z disc; nucleus.